Scomber japonicus (chub mackerel) is the source of this 427-nucleotide messenger RNA. It is a transcript of the gene ndufb3, whose product is annotated as NADH:ubiquinone oxidoreductase subunit B3. The record is from RefSeq and is a predicted model, not a curated record. Gene Ontology annotation, cellular component: mitochondrion. The coding region runs from base 58 to 336 and encodes 92 amino acids. Gene Ontology annotation, biological process: mitochondrial respiratory chain complex I assembly; electron transport chain. The transcript is spliced from 3 exons. Lineage: Eukaryota; Metazoa; Chordata; Actinopteri; Scombriformes; Scombridae.
AUCUCCGACUGUCGCAACCGUUAGUCCCACAGCAGAGGUCACAACAAACGAAACAGUAUGGGAGGUGACCACGGCCACAGCAAGCUGUCCAUGCCAGACUGGCGGCAGUGGAAGGCAGAUGGGACACCACUGGAGUUUACACAGCAGAGGUUGGCUGCCAGGGGCCUCAAGGACCCAUGGGCACGUAAUGAGGCGUGGAGGUACUCAGGCGGCUUCGCCCGUGCUGUGACUCUGUCAGAUGUGCUGCUGAGAGGAUUCAAAUGGGGCUUUGCUGCCUUUACUGUUGCUCUGGCUGUAGAGUACGCCCUGUUCCCACCAAAGAAGGGUGGCCACUAAACCUCAUCAUUGUUCCUAAUACCUAGAACAUGCCCUAAUGGAUUCUAACAAUAUAAUGUAUUUUCUGUUUAUUAAAUGUCUUUUCGAUCAA